Molecule: messenger RNA, 2966 nt
Organism: Dreissena polymorpha
Lineage: Eukaryota; Metazoa; Mollusca; Bivalvia; Myida; Dreissenidae
Product: protein YIF1B-A-like
Exons: 9
Coding region: 134-1252 (372 amino acids)
Biological process (GO): endoplasmic reticulum to Golgi vesicle-mediated transport
Cellular component (GO): endoplasmic reticulum membrane; Golgi membrane; COPII-coated ER to Golgi transport vesicle
Source: RefSeq, a predicted model, not a curated record
UAUAUUUAACCUCACAUGUCGACGUCGACAUGUUAAUUCGUUUAAGACUCGAUCAAAUUUCGGUUGCCAACAAUGCAGUGAUUUAUAUACGUUUUUGUCACUUCAGUCGUAACGCAUCGGUAUCAAAGUGGAUAUGGAUAUUCCUUCAAGUUACAGACAAUCUUCAGGAAAAAGAAAACCAAGUAAGAAGGGUGGUUCUAAACCCCAGCUUUUUGAUGACACCAGUCAGAGUGUCCAGUCCCCACCGCCACUUGGCUAUGGGCCGCCACAGGCAGGCUUCAUGGAUCCUUCACAAGGGAAUCAGUCUUUUGGAGCGGGUCACCAAGGGGCACCUGCAUGGGGUCACCAGCAGUUUCCAGGGCAACAGUUAUUUAAUGAUCCAAUGGCAAACAUGGCUAUGCAGUAUGGGAGCUCACUGGCUGGGCAGGGCAAAGAUUUAGUCAAUAAAAAUUUGGAAAAAUAUGUCUCCACUUCGAAAUUGAAAUACUACUUUGCCGUUGACACAUCAUAUGUAGCAAAGAAAUUAAUGACAUUGUUUUUCCCAUUUACCAAAAAGGACUGGUCAAUAAAGUUUAACCAGGACCAGCCAGUUGCACCAAGAUUUGAUGAAAAUGCACCCGACUUGUAUAUACCUGUAAUGGCCUUUGUCACCUACAUACUGGUGUCAGGAGUAGUACUGGGAACACAAGAACGGUUCACACCGGAGCAUCUGGGCAUGCAGGCCAGUACAGCGCUGGUGUGGCUCAUCAUAGAGCUGGUGGCAGUAAUGUUGAGUCUCUACAUCAUGAACCUGACCACUGACCUCAAGUACAUGGACAUCCUUGCAUACAUUGGAUACAAGUUUGUGGGGUAUGUAUAUGGACAUCUUUGCAUACAUUGGAUACAAGUUUGUGGGCAUGAUCUUCAUUCUGCUAGGAGGCAUGCUGUUUCAGAGCACUGGCUUCUAUGGACUGCUGGUGUGGUUCAGCCUAACUAUCAUCUUUUUUCUGGUGCGAACUUUAAAAGUGCAGAUAUUGCCACACACACAAGGGGAGGAACAUCACGGACAUGGGACCAAGCGAAGCCUGUAUCUCAUAGUGACCAUAUCCCUCAUGCAGCCCGUCCUCAUGUGGUGGCUUACCAGGCAUAUUGUGUUUGCAAAAUAGCUAUGACGUAUUGCCCUUCCCCUAACCAUGUCAUUUACUUUGACUUCUUGAACUUGACUUGUAAAAACUUGCUUUGGCCUUGUGAUUUACAUAGGUAUGAUAAAUAGUAUUUAGCAGAUUAAAUCUACAUUAUGAGCAAUUGAUGUUGUAACAUUAUAUUCUGUUAAUGUCCAUUGUAAGCCAAAAAGUCAUAUAAGUCUUCUUUGCACAUUGCUGAUAAGGCGCUUUAGCCAUCAGAGUUGUUUUGUUGUUGACAGAAUACUGUACUAUAUAUUUUAAAUUGCAAAUACUUGUGGCUUUGAUUGUGUUGUUGUUUGUUUGGGAAAUGAAUUUUUUAAAUUGUGAUUUCAGAUGGAUUUACUUGUAUAAAAGAUGAGACUUGUAUUUGGUUAAGUGUGUUACGUGUUAAAAACAAAACACAAAUGUGGGGACUGCUGUUUUUCCAUUGACAAACCUCUAUUACUGAUCAUAAAUUAUGAAUUUUAUUGAAUAAACAAACAAUUUAAUAAAAAUUGAAAUAUUAGACCAAAGUUUUUAUACAUUUAAAUUAAAUACGAAACGUUAACCAAUGCCUGACAUUUAAACUAAAUGCAUGUCAUGUAGGCAUCAUCAUGUGUGUUGUUAUGCAAGUCUGCUGUGGUUGUCAAUAUUUUCAAUAUGUUCAUUAAUGCAGACUGGUUGGGAGCUAUGCUUUUCGCUAUAUUCAUGCAGGGUCUUGUGAUCUCAUUAGCAGACAGGGUAUCUCGGGAUCAGUCUGUGCAGAUGCGCAGGCUGGUCUGAAGCUAUUUUGGCCACAUAUGGCAUAAGACCUUGUUUCAAAUGACGCAUUUCAUAUUGUUAGAAGUUAAUCUGGAAGAGUGGUGUGAAGAGCGGUGUACAUAGAACUUGUUAAGAUUGAAUUCCGAAGUACCUGGGUAACCCAUCAUUACACAUGUGAUAUACGUAAUUACAAUGCUUUUGUUGAGCACAAGACAUACAUGAUGUUACUGCAAUCCAUCAGAGAGAUGGUGUGAUUAAUUUGUUUCUUCACAAGUACCUAUUAUUCUGAAGAUGUAUGUAUGUUUUUUUUGUGAGGAAGCGGAUGCAGUUUUCUUUGUCUAUUUGUUUUUGGUAAUAUCCUUAUCAGAGGUAAUUAUUUCUUACUGUAUUUGAUAACUCAUGAUCAUGGCCUCAUGAUCAGAAAAGCAGCAAGUGCAUAUAUACCAUCAUCUGUUGGUAUUCGUAAUUGAAGGUCAAAAUCAAGUGAAAACAUGUAAAUAAUAUUUAGAAUAAUACAGAAAGUGAUUUGAAAGAUAUACUACUAAAAUAGCUUUUUUCGUAAAUGUUUUGUUUUACAAUAUUAAUAAAAAUUCAUUAUAUGUCUCGAAUGAGUAUUAACAGAUCUAUAUUUAUUGUAAAUACCUUAUUGAAAAUUAUAUAGAACAUCAGUAUAAAGGUUUGUAAUACAUAUAGAAUAACAUAAAAUUUUAACAGUAUUUGUGUAAGAACAAAUGGUUACAUGUAAUUUAAACAACAAUAUUGGAAAAUUAUAUGACUAUGUGUAAAAGGUAUUGAACUUAACUUGAAAUAAAUAGCUAUUUUUGAGUUCUUAAAUCUAUAUGUGCUUAGUAUGAUUGCCAAAUCAGUGACUUUUCAAAUGUUACUUCCUUUGUUAAUCUUGUAGAAACAUUCACUGCUUGAUUCAUACUAACAAUGAACAUCAUAUUAAUUAACACUUUUUAAAAAGGUAUUGUAUGUUGGUAUAUGCAUUUAAACUGUGUAAAUAGCAUAUGUAAUUAUAUUGCAUGCUGACAUAUAUGAAAUAAAGAAGUUGAAUUCUCA